UCAGCACCAAACGAACAUUACCUCCAGGAGAGCUCAGGAAAUCAGGUUUUCUUGCAGGUUUUGAAGGUUUUUGGAGUUCUGCAAAAGCUUUGGAAGAGUUUUUGUCCGUGAGAUCAGGGAUGACCAAGUUGGCUGUGUUGUGUUUCCUGCUUCUGCAGACUGGAGUUGAAGGGUUUAAAAUAUUAAAUUUUGGUUUUAAUCUUUUUAACGGAGGCUCAUUAACUCAUGAAGUGAUCACAGAGAGAGCGAUCCUAAAUGUCACUCUACAGGUGUGUCGUGCUUUGGCUUUGUCUGAGGGAAAGACCUUCUCUUUUCCUCCACAACCUUUCUCUGCUGGGGCUGUAGCAGCUGCAUGUGACGCAUCAAAAUCAACCAAAAGUUUCAUCGACACCAUUGAAAGGAUCCAGAAAAGUAACCACCAAGUAGACAAGGAUUAUAUGCUGAGUCCAAGUCAUCACUGCGAUGAUGAAAGAAUAGCAGAAGGACAGUUUCUCAUUAGACGUGGUUUAACAGCUGUGAAGGCUUCCAAUAGGAAACAAAACUUUGUUUUAGCAACAUCAACUCUGGGAGAGAUACUUCAUACCUUACAGGAUUUCUACAGUCACACUAACUGGGUGGAAAUAGGCCACACUUUCCCAAACUCCAAUCUGAUCAAAGGAAAUGCCGAAGUUGUAAAAAUAGCAGCCAUAACAAGAGCAACUUGCCGCAACUGUGAUGGAAAGGACUGCAGCAACAAUAUUUUGGAGGACAUCUUAAAGGAACAAACCCUUACUUCGGGAUAUUUUUCACUUAAUCCAUUCUCUACAAAACCAAAAGGAAAAUGCAGCCAUGGAGGGUUAUUUGAUGGAACAAAAGGAAUUGAACCAACAGGUGGAAUCAACAAAGAUUCAUUUGACUCUGAACAUGGAUAUCUUCACAACAAAGCAGCAAAUAUGGCCAUAGCAGCAACCAGUGAGCUGCUAGAGGACGUACGCAGUGCUGCUGGAGACAGAGGAUUCCUACAGAUGAUGGGACUGUUCAAAGGGAGAGCCCUUUGUUUUUGCGUGGACACGACAGGAAGCAUGGGGAAUGACAUUGAAGCAGUGAGGAUUGUAACAUCAAUGAUUAUUGACAGUAAAGUGGGAACAGAAGAUGAACCCUCAAUUUACAUUCUCGUUCCCUUCAAUGAUCCAGAAUUUGGGCCUCUGCUUCAGACAACAGACCCAGAUGUUUUCAAGAGUUACAUCAACUCACUAACACCAAAUGGAGGUGGAGAUGCUCCAGAAAUGAGUCUUUCUGGACUUCAGCUGGCUUUAACUGGUGCACCUCCUAAUUCGGACAUCUUCGUUUUCACGGAUGCAGCAGCAAAAGAUGACUACCUGAAAAACACAGUGCUGGCACUCAUAGAGCAGACCAGGUCUAGGGUGAACUUCAUGAUAACUGCUGUACUUGGCCUUCGCCGUCGAAGACAAGCAGACAACAACCAACAACAACAACAAAGUGUUCGGAUGUCGAGAGCAGGUGGUCAGCUGUACAGAGACCUGGCUCAGGCUUCAGGAGGUCAGGCUGUUGAAGUCACAAAAAGUCAGCUGCUCGAGGCCAUCAACAUCCUAACUGAAUCCACCAGCUCCUCUCUGGUGAACCUUCUGCAAGCAUCCAGGAAUCCUGGAAAAUCAGAAAAUUUCACUUUUGUAGUUGAUGACACAGUAAAAAACUUGACCAUUUAUGUCACAGGAACUUCUGUAGAUUUUAGUCUCAUUAGUCCUUCAGGGGUGAUUCAAAAUAUUGCCAACACAACUGGAUCUUCAAUCAUUUCAUCCCAGUCAGUCGGAAACCUUCAGACUGUGCAGCUGCAAACAGAAGGAGGAUUGUGGAAAUUACAAAUUUUGUCAACCAAUCCCUACAGUGUGAAAGUUGUAGGUGAGAGUCCCAUUGACUUUCUUUUCAAAUUUAUUAAGGAGUCAAACAGCCCAUUUGGAGGGUUUGAUGUGAUUGACAAUCGCCCCACAGCUGGAGGAAAUACCAGUCUGCUGGUGACACUGAUUGGAAGCGAUGUUGCCACAGUGUCAGAGGUCACGCUGGUUGAAUCGUCGGGUUCUGGUCAGGUUAACGGGACCGUAGAGGCCCAGGGUGGAGGAGCAUUUAUCAUCCACUUCGACAGGAUCCCAUCGGUUGAGUUUGUUGUGCUUGUGAAGGGCCAGAACAGCGACGGCGUUUCCAGAGCUUCUUCAGGGAUCUUCCAGAGACAGUCGGCCACCAGCCUGAGAGCCUCUGUUCUCACUGUCACUGUUAAUGACUUAGACACGGUGUUGGAGCCAGGAACACCUCGAUCUGUUUCUUUCUCUGUGAUGACAACCGGUGAAGGAGGAAGCUUCACCAUUCAAGCCUCCAAUGACCAAGGCUUUACUGCAUCUUUUCCAUCCAGUUUACUGCUGGAUCCUGGAGUUAGUGCUAAUAGCACAGUAAUCAUCACAGCUCCUGCUGGUACUCCAUCUGGUACUGGUGUCACCUUGACCAUUGAGGCCGCGGCUCCUGGAGGUGCAGACAGCAACUAUGAUGUCCUGCGUCUAACCGUCCUUUCAAAAGUGACUGAUUUCACUCCACCAGUGUGCCAGCUGCUCAGCCUGCAGUCCAACUGUUCUGACAACUGCAGCCAGUCAACAUGGGAGGUCUCUGUCCAGGUCACUGACGCAGCGAAUGGGACGGGUGUGGACAGCGUCAGUCUCAGAGAAGGCAGCGGCACGAUGAACAUCACCACAGCAGCUGAUAAUACAACUCUGGUGUCUUAUGUGGCUUCCUGCUGCUCACCUGAUGUGCAGCUGGUGGCUGUGGAUCAAGUAGGCAACGUGAAAAUCUGUAGUUACUCUGUUCGUGCAAAUGUCACUGAAGCUGCAACAACCAGCCCUGUAACAACGAGCAAUGUAACAACAGCUGUCACAGCUUCCUCUACAAGAGUUGACUUCUUCGUGUCUCUUUGCUUUGGUUUCUCAGUCCUGAGCUUCUUGCUACCGUCUCUGAAACUGUGAUCCUAAACUUUACAAAACAGAUUACUGGUGAUGGAAAUCCAGUAAAUAUUAUGCUCAUCCUUGUGGAAGGUUUUAUAUCUAAUCCUAAUCCAUACAUAAUGAAAUAUUUAAACACUUUUUGAAGCUAAAUUAAAUGUAAGCGCUGUAGUUGCAUUAUAGAGUUUUAAGAGGAGUUUGCUAUUUGCUUUUGUUGAAGGUUUAGCUCUAUGAACAAAGUUUGGUGAUAAAGGAGUAUCUUUGAAGUCAAUUGUUCUAAUCUUUAUGUAUUCUUUAUUAAUUAUUCUAUAAAAUCAAGUUUUAAGAAAGCAUGUAAUUCCUGACAAUACUUAAAAUAUGAGAACUGAGUUUUUGCCCAAAAGUUGUUUUUGUUUCUCUACAUGAGUUCAGAAAAUUAAUUAAUUCACAAUAUUACACAAUACAAUGCAAAGAUUUAUAUAUUAAAAUUAAAAUAAAAAAUAUAUAGUGUUACUCAUGGAAAUCUGCUCUUUUCACUCCUCAAUUGAACCUUAUAAAAUGAUAUUCCUAAUGUUGCUGGGCAGAACAAAUGGGGGUGUCAAGUUUAUCUGGGCUGCUGUUACUCUCUGGAGCCUCUUGGUGGCGCCACUGCAUCUGAUUUUGAUUUUAAGCAAGUUUGCAUGAGCGCAGUUUUCUAAAGUAAUAAUGUGAUCAGUUAUUCAUUAGGGGUUGUUAUCCUCUAAAUUUUAUAUUUUUAUGUUGUUUAUGUCACAUACUGUACUUUGUUGUAUGUUUUAAGAGCCAGGACAAAUGUUUUGCAAUGUGUUUGGCAUGCAAAAUGUAUUAAAGCUUCCAAUGACA
Gambusia affinis (western mosquitofish) is the source of this 3821-nucleotide messenger RNA. RefSeq names its product von Willebrand factor A domain-containing protein 7-like. Bases 120 to 3005 code for a protein of 961 amino acids. Lineage: Eukaryota; Metazoa; Chordata; Actinopteri; Cyprinodontiformes; Poeciliidae. The transcript has 16 exons. The record is from RefSeq and is a predicted model, not a curated record.